CAAAGCGCCACUUCCCCCCCUUGCCAGGCAUCAUGAAUUGUCCCGUCGUCCCCUUUUCUGCUUUCUCAAGACCCUCCUCUUGCAUUGGACACAUUCAUCACUGUGAGCGCAAAUGGCUGUCAAAACCACACCCCAGGACCUAGAGCAAGAGAUCCUCGAUCUUGAAUCCCGUCUACUUCAUGCCAGGAAACGGCUGGCUUUGGCAUCCUCUUCUCCUUCCACAUCGCUACCGCUGCGCACCGACGACGACGAUGACUUCGGAGUGACUCUCCCCAAGGAGACAAACCCCACAGCCACACCCUCAAUCCUAAGUUCGCACGCGUUCCUCCUGCUCUCCGACUCCGCCCUUCCGCUCGGCUCCUUCGCGUACUCCAGCGGCCUGGAAUCCUACCUGGCCCACAACAAGCCCCUCCCCCGCACCAUCACCCCGGUGGCCUCCUUCCACCGCUUCCUGAAACUCUCCAUCGCCUCCAUGGCCAGCACCUCGAUCCCCUACGUGCUGGCCGCAUACCGAUACCCGGAGGACCUGGAGACCCUGGACAACGACAUGGACGCCUCGACGCCGUGCAUCGUCGCGCAGCGGGCCAGUCUCGCCCAGGGCCGGGCGUUGAUCGGGGUGUGGGAGCGUUCGUUCCGGGCCACCUACGCCAGCGUGGGGACGACCGCGGCCCCGGCGGCCGCGGCCGCCGUGCGAGCCAUUGCGGAGUUCUCGGACGCGUUGAAGUCGUGCGGGGACACGGCGGAAGAGCUGGGGCCGAAGGGUCAUCUGGCGCCGCUGUGGGGGGUGGUGUGUCUGGCCAUGGGCAUGGAUGCCCGGCAGACGGCGUAUGUGUUCAUGCUGAACCAUGCGAAGGCGGUGCUGAGCGCGGCGGUGCGCGCGUCCGUGAUGGGGCCGUAUCAGGCCCAGAGCGUGCUGGCCAGCCAGCGUCUGCAAGACAUGAUCACCGAACGAAUCGAGAGGGAGUGGGAUACCCCCGUCGAAGACGCAGGCCAAAUCGUCCCACCGCUGGAUCUGUGGGUCGGGAGGCAUGAGCUGCUCUACAGCCGGAUCUUCAAUUCAUGAUUCAUCGAAACACGGCGUACAAAGCAUAGUUGCAUUUUUUGGAGUUCUUCGUAAUGGUUGGGAGGAGUAGGUUUGUGUUUUCCAUAGCAGGUCAGCGCGCGAGUUUGGGUCACUGGCGGCAUUUUUGAAGACUUAAUAAAUCUGGGUUUCAUCAUCUCUGUUUGGGUCUUUCAUCAGGAUAGUUUUUUUUUCUAGAGUUAAUCCUACAUGUGAGCUGCACACCUUAUCUCUUCUUCUUCCAGGUGCCGCUCGAACACACUGAUGUGGGUAUCCAAGGAGGACGCCUCGUAACAGGAACAGGGAAUCGAAUAUAACG
Molecule: messenger RNA, 1379 nt
Organism: Aspergillus homomorphus CBS 101889
Lineage: Eukaryota; Fungi; Ascomycota; Eurotiomycetes; Eurotiales; Aspergillaceae
Product: urease accessory protein UreF
Exons: 2
Coding region: 113-1063 (316 amino acids)
Molecular function (GO): nickel cation binding
Source: RefSeq, a predicted model, not a curated record